Messenger RNA from Cheilinus undulatus (humphead wrasse), 3472 nucleotides. RefSeq lists its product as uncharacterized. The record is from RefSeq and is a predicted model, not a curated record. Gene Ontology annotation, molecular function: thrombin-activated receptor activity. Gene Ontology annotation, biological process: phospholipase C-activating G protein-coupled receptor signaling pathway; blood coagulation; thrombin-activated receptor signaling pathway. Gene Ontology annotation, cellular component: membrane. The coding region runs from base 37 to 2244 and encodes 735 amino acids. NCBI's taxonomy places the organism in Eukaryota, Metazoa, Chordata, Actinopteri, Labriformes, Labridae. The transcript is spliced from 14 exons.
UUUAGAGCAGAAACAGAACACAUUUAAAGUCAGAAGAUGAACCAACCUGGGAAAUGCUCACUGACUGCAGGACUAAACACAGAUCAACCACAUCAAAUACAGCUCUGUAUAGUUUUUAUAACUCACUGCUGCUUCAGGAAGAUGUUCUCAGUUUGUCCAGAAAGGUUGCUGCUGCUGGCUCUGAUGUUUGGAUGUGCUGCCUUGGAAAUACCUUUAAACGGAAGUGCUACUGCAUUGGGCUCUGACUAUAACAGCACACAGUCCUACGACCAGGGAGGAACAGUGAACACUCUGCCUGAGCAACAAGAAAAUAAUGACAGUGAACAAGGAACGGGCGGUAAAUUGGUUCCAAGAGGAGGAGUAGCUUUUCUUCCUCCUGGUCUUUAUGCUAAAGAACAUGUCACCAGAGUAGGCUCAAGACACCACAGUUCCAGACCUUCCAUCAAAUGGAAGAGACCAAGGCCCAACCCCCUUCCUGUUGCUGUUAAUAGAAAAAAAUAUGCCACUAGAGUGGGCUUUUCACGUCAUAGUUCCAGACCAUCUAACACCCGGAAAAGACCCGGGACCACCACUCUUCCUAAAAAAGUUGCUCACGUGGGGAGGAGUUUUCCACCACGUGGUCUUUCUGGAUAUGAAGCUGACCACCAUGACAGAAGAUUCGACAACACAACAUUCAACAAUGACCCGCAAGAGAAGUCCUCCUCUGAUCCCUCUAAAUAUAAUGUUACCCCAUUCCAUGAGCGUUUUCAGCUGCCUGGUCCCAAUAAAACAGAAGAACCUGAAAAGUCUGGGGGGCUCACUUUUACUGAUCGUUUUGGAAAUGCAGUUGGUGGAAUGGGAGUGGCUUUCCAGCCUGGUAGAAUAAGAGGCAUCCCACUUCCCCCGGAUUUUGUUCCACCUUAUCCUCCUAGAAAUAUAGAACACCUCAGACUGACCAACGUACGCCCAAGUUACGGACUACUCAGAGGACCAGAGACAACCCCCCCUUAUGAAAAUGAUGAAGUCAGUGGACUGGGAGACGACUUUGUCUAUGAUGUCAAGGCACCAAAUGUCCCAGAAAGAUACAUCUUCAUUAAUAUUACCAAAUAUGUUUACGUCCAACGUGACACUAACCUAGGCUGGCGGAAUCUCUCAGAGGAGGCACGGCAGUUUCUAACAGGAUCAUUAUCCACCACCAUCAUCCCGUCCUUCUACACACUGGUCUGCCUCCUCAGUGUGCCCAUCAACAUCUGUGCACUGCUGGUCUUCAUAAAAAGAAUAAAGCCUAAAAAUCCAGCAGUGAUCUACAUGAUGAACCUGGCCUGUGCUGACCUGCUCUUCUCCAUGGUGCUGCCCUUCAAGAUCUCCUACCACUUCAUGGGAAAUGACUGGAUAUUCGGUCGUGCCAUGUGCCGUAUAGUCACUGCAGCCUUUUACUGGAACAUGUACUGCUCCGUUCUGCUCAUCUCCCUCAUCAGCGUGGACCGGCUUCUCGCUGUGGUCUAUCCUAUCCAGUCUUUGUCGUUGAGAAGUCCUGCAAAGGCAGUCAUUGCCUGUGCAGCCAUGUGGAUGUUCUCUUUUGUCGGCUCGAUGCACCUGCUCUUCACUGAGCAGACUUUCAACCUCCCAGAGUUGAACAUCACCACCUGCCAUGACAUCCAACUCUCACAGCCUUUCUUGUGCUACAAGAUGUACUACAUCACCCUCUGCUUCCUCCUCUUCUUCCUGCCUCUCAUCAUCACCAUGGUGUCCUACACUCGGGUGAUUUUGACUCUGAGUAAAGUCCAACCAGGGGUUCCAGACCACUCACAGAAAAAAAGAAGAGCAGUGUUCUUGACAGCAACAGUACUGGUGAUGUUUGUGCUGUGUUUCUUACCCACUAACAUCGUCUACAUCGUGCAUCAGCUGAUGUAUUCUGAAGAAAUAGAAGACCAGGAGAAAGAGAUGAAUCCUGACAGGCUCUAUGUAAUCUAUUUAGUCUGUCUGUGUUUAGGAAGUCUCAACUGCAUCCUUGAUCCUCUGGUCUACUACUUUGGAUCGUCCCAGUUCAAGAAAGGGCUAUCCAGUAUGAUGGGAUGCCAAAAGACCAAGCAGAGCACCAAUGGUGGUCAGUCAUCAUCUGGUCCAAGCAAUACAAGCAGGUCCGCCAGCCAAAUCACCAUGAAAUCAAACCGCAAAGAAAAUGCUAAAAAGAACAAUCUACCCAUCAAUCGUGACUCUUCUCGGGGGAACCUUUGCAGCCAAUAUAAGAAGCAAGUGGUCUGAUAGGCACAUCAGGCAGGCACCAAAGGGUAAUUCCAUAAUUUUAAAGCAUGGCUCCUUUUACAUCUUUUAAAAUCUUUAUCACAUUGGGGCACAAAAGCUUUAAAAUUGCUGAAGCAGAUUGCUUCAGUCUUUGGUUGCACUACAUACUUAGUACAUUGACAUACACAGUUAAGUCAGGCUGUUAGGAACUUUAACUGGACUACUGUUCUUGUCUCAGUAUACAGGCACCUGGGGCGACUCAGUUUGACAUGAGCACAUCCAGCUCUCUAACAACUGGUGGUGAUAAUACCUCCUCUGAGUCCAAGAUGAGUUAGAGCAGCGGUUCUCAGCUGGUGGAUCCAGGGCUGUUUUCAGUGGGUCUUGUAGGUACUUUUGUUCCUUCAUUUAAGUGUUUAACGACAGACAGGAAAUAGAAAUUACUUCACAGAAUUUUUUCGGUGAAUUAUUCAAGAAUUUUCAUUUUGAUUUUACAUUUACAUUGAACGUCAUCUUGUCCAUUUUUAACCCAUUGUCAGUUGCUUCUGCUGCUAGUAGCUAGUGGCCAUUUUGUAUCCCACAAUAUUUUGUGACAACCAAUGGCUGGCUGUUCUGUCGUCCCAUUAUGCUUGGUGUUACUGUGCAGAUCCUGGUGGAGACGGCCUGAAUAACUCAGAGUGGACAGAGAACGAUAGAGAGCCUGUGAGUUGACCCUCUGUGACACUGCAGACAGGAACUGCUGUGAAUAAUGGCACAAAUGGUUCCAGUAUAAAUAUUAUUUCACUUUUUAGUCCCCAAGAGAUGGGACAAGUUUGUGCAAACCAGGUUUUAGUCAUUAUCAUUCACUGUGUGUCACACAUAAAAUCAUUGUCUGUGUGUGUGUGUGUGUUUUUUUUAAUUCAGUGGCAUUACAGCAGACAUAUUCUUAAAACCCAGGUUUUCUUGAAAAACACAUUUUUGGAGUUUGUGUACCACAGGGUUGAUAUUUCACAAGCUUUUUAAGACAAUAAGUCUGAAGCUGGAACACCUGGAGAAGUUUCAGUGACUUGAAUCACAAAAAGGAUACAGUUAAGUAAUAUCAACUUCCUGUGAUACUUAAAACUAUUCAGAAAUCACUCAUGAUACAUACAGGUAUACAUUAUAUUUUUUAUUCUGUGUAUUUAUUACCUUUAAAAUCAGAUGUCAUAAUUUUUUUGUUGCUUAUUAUGUCAAAUCAUUUUGCUGUUUUUUUUCUCUGUAUUUUGUGUUUAAU